AUGAGUAAUCUAUAUGUCACCGAGCCAGUACCCAAUGGAAAGGUUAUCCUCGAUACCACCUCAGGAGAGGUCGAAAUGGAGCUAUGGGGCAAAGAAGCGCCUAAGGCUGUUCGCAACUUCCUACAACUUGCUAUGGAAGGCUAUUAUGAUGGCGUCAUCUUCCACCGAGUCGUCAAGGGCUUCAUCGUCCAGACUGGUGAUCCGACGGGGACAGGGACAGGCGGAGAGAGCAUAUAUGGGGAGCCGUUCGCAGAUGAGAUCCACGGGCGACUGAAGUUCAGCCGGCGAGGUCUGAUAGGUAUGGCCAAUAGCGGGAAACGGUCGACGAAUACAUCACAAUUCUUCAUCACGCUGGAUGCGGCGAACGAGUUGACUGGGAAGCAUACGGUCUUUGGGCGGAUCAUGGGGAAUACGAUAUACAAUGUACUCAGUAUAGGCGAGCUCGAUGUUGACGCGGAUGAGAAGCCAAAGCGACCACCAAAGAUCCGCGGCAUCCGGAUUGUCGAGAACCCAUUCGAUGAUAUCGUCCCUCGUAUCACAGCGUCCGAAAAGCGUGCACAGCAAGCUGCGAGGCUGGAGGCGAAGCGGGAGAGCGAAGUGAGGGAGAAGCGCGCCAAGGCCAAGAAGAACACUGGCUUGCUGAGUUUCGGAGAGGCGGAAGAGAUUCCAGAGGAGGCGGUGACGGUCAAGAAGAAGGGAAUGGGCAGACAAGACUUAGUGGAGACGCUGGAUGAGCGGCCAAAGAAGAAGCAAGCCGUCGAGUCUUUUGUCGAUCUGCCGCCAUCACUGCAGGAUCUUGGAGCGGAUAAGGAUCAGGGCAAGGUAAAGAAGGCGAAGGUGGAUCUGAAGGAUAUCAGGGCUCAACAUGAGCGGGACCGGCUUGGCGAUAGUGCCGCCCGAGAAGCCGAGAUCAAGCGGAUGCAAGACGACCUUCGAAAGCUGAAGAAACUUUCCGGCCAAAACUCCGACUCUGACUCUGACUCGGAUGACGGACGGCGCAAGGGAACCUCUUACCUUCAAGAAGAGCUCGCCAAGUACUCGAAGAACAAAGGCCUCGCCGCGAAACAACGACAGAUCAACCGGAAAGGCCGAAAAGAUGAGGAGGAUGACCUGAUUGAGGCCAUGUCCAUGUUCAGUCAAAAGGUCAAGAAGGUAGUAGAUGACGAGGAGACGGAUAGGCUCGACGCGGAGGAAAGAGGGAACGUGGAUGAGGUGGAAAAUGGCGAAGAUGGGAUCUUUGGGGCGUCGAGAAUGGGAGCGGAGCCGGUCAAGGAUGUGGAAGGGGAGGUGGAUGAUGAUGUGGGCUGGAUGAAGCAUAGUCUGAAGUUUAUGGUGGAUGAGAAGGAGUUGACGCGGCGAGCAGAGGAGGAGUACUCUGUCAUCGAUCCGCGAGUCAAAGCAAAGGAGUUGGCGAGAGCAGAAGCCAUGGCAGCGGAGAAGAAGAAGACCAAGAAGCAGCUCGCUUACGAGCUCAAGCACAAGCCUUUCUGA
Molecule: messenger RNA, 1491 nt
Organism: Dioszegia hungarica
Lineage: Eukaryota; Fungi; Basidiomycota; Tremellomycetes; Tremellales; Bulleribasidiaceae
Product: cyclophilin-like domain-containing protein
Exons: 12
Coding region: 1-1491 (496 amino acids)
Biological process (GO): protein peptidyl-prolyl isomerization; protein folding
Cellular component (GO): catalytic step 2 spliceosome
Molecular function (GO): peptidyl-prolyl cis-trans isomerase activity
Source: RefSeq, a predicted model, not a curated record